AUGUCCAAGACUGCACAGAAACGUUUGUUGAAAGAACUAGAGAAAUUGACUAAGGAUAGCCCAGAGGGAAUACUCGCCAGUCCGAUUGAUGAUUCGAAUUUGUUCCAGUGGGAUUGUUUGAUCAUGGGUCCACCGGAUUCCUGCUACGAAGGUGGCGUCUUCAAUGCAAGAUUGGAUUUCCCUAAAGAUUAUCCAUUGAAUCCUCCAAAACUUACGUUCCAACCUAGUAUUCUACAUCCUAAUAUCUAUCCUAACGGUGAAGUGUGUAUAUCCAUUCUUCACUCUCCUGGGUCUGAUCCAAAUAUGUACGAACACGAGUGUGAGAGAUGGUCACCAGUUCAAAGCGUCGAAAUGAUAUUGCUCAGUGUGAUGAGUAUCCUAAGUGAACCAAACAUUGAGUCUGGAGCUAACAUCGACGCUUGCAUUCUAUGGAGAGACAAUAGACCGGAAUUCGAAAGACAGGUCAAGUUGAACUUGCUAAAAUCUUUAGGUUUCUAA
Kluyveromyces lactis is the source of this 498-nucleotide messenger RNA. RefSeq names its product E2 ubiquitin-conjugating protein UBC7 (gene UBC7). The transcript has a single exon. The record is from RefSeq and is a predicted model, not a curated record. Bases 1 to 498 code for a protein of 165 amino acids. NCBI's taxonomy places the organism in Eukaryota, Fungi, Ascomycota, Saccharomycetes, Saccharomycetales, Saccharomycetaceae. Gene Ontology annotation, cellular component: endoplasmic reticulum; cytosol.